AUCAAACCAAGGACAAUGGCAUCAUAAGAACACACACAAAAUAAAUCAAGAUACAACUAAAUCAAACCAGUUCAUAAGUUAAGUGGAUCGUCUUCAUUCCUUAUAAUGAUGAUGAUAAAAGAGUUUGUUUCUGUAUGAUCCUAAAAGCCAGAAAGCUAAUUAAGAGAGGAAGCUUUUUAAACAUGAUGAAGCAGAUCAUUCAGAGGUACAUUAUGCGGGAAGCCUACCUCUAGUACGUGCACGCAUGGAUGAAGAAUUGUGCCAUUGAUUGAUCGAAUAAACUUCAAUACAAGUUUUUGUUAUUGCAAGAUACUACUGCUUUAAGGAUUGUAAAGAACAUGAGGCAGCGCGGCGGUUGGCUUCUCUGGACAACAUUGGUGAUACUUGGUCUCCUCUGUCUCUCAGUUGAUGCUGGAAACUACAUCAACGACACAAGAUUGGGACCGCUGAACAGGACAAGUAAUAUCCCCAAAACACAAGAUCGGGACGAUGCGGUGAAGAUAACAUAUCCUCCUAAACAGGUUGUGUUGGAUAAUGGCCUGGUGCAACUCACAUUUUCUAACCCUGGUGGACAAAUUACUGGAAUCAAAUAUCAUGUAAUUGAUAACUUACUCAAAAACAAGACCACACAAACAGCGUACUGGGAUGUGAUGUGGAGGGGUCAGCUUCACGGAUUUGACGGAAAAGAAUUUAAAGUCAUUACGGAGAGGGAAGACCAAGUUGAAGUUUCUUUCAUCAGUACCUACAAUCCUUCCUUCUCUAAUGACUCGAUGAUCCCCUUGACUGUCAACAAAAGGUACAUCAUGCAGCGUGGUCGUUCGGGGUUCUAUGCGUACGUCAUCUUCCAGAGAGAUGAAGGGUGGCCGGAGCUGGCAAUAAAUGACGUUCGACUAACUUUCAAGCUUAACCAAGAUCAAUUUAACUACAUGGCGGUGUCGGAUACUAGAAGAAGGUUCAUGCCAACAGCUGACGACCGAAACCUAGGUCAGCAACUUGCCUAUCCUGAAGCUAAGCUUUUAAACAAUGCAACAAGCAAUCCUCUCUUUCAUGGCGAAGUGGAUGACAAGUACCAGUACUCAAGUGAUGACAAAAAUGGCAAAGUCCAUGGCUGGAUUAGUACCAAGUCAUCUGUGGGAUUUUGGUUGAUCACACCAAGUACUGAGUUUCGUGCUGGUGGACCUCCGAAGCAGGACCUCACCUCCCAUGUCGGGCCGACGACAAUGUGUGUGUUCUCUAGUAGUCAUUACGCUACAGAACAACUUUGUUUGAAAUUCAAACAAGGUGAAGCAUGGAAAAAGGUUUAUGGACCUGUGUAUGUGUAUCUUAAUCUAGCUGGUUCAACCAGGGAUCCCACUACUACACUUUGGCACGACGCUAAGCAACAGAUGCAUGAAGAGGUGAGAAGCUGGCCUUACAAUUUUACUCGAUGCCCAGAUUUUCCUGUUUCGGAGCAACGAGGAUCAGUUUUUGGAAAUUUACAAGUAAAUGAUAGGUACAUUAACAGCACCAGCCUUGUUCCGGCAAGCUCGGCUUAUGUGGGAUUGGCUGCACCUGGAGAAGUGGGAUCAUGGCAAACAGAAAGCAAGGGAUACCAGUUUUGGACUCGAGCGGAUGCAAAAGGCGACUUUGUCAUCAAACAUGUUCGACCUGGGAACUAUAAUUUGUAUGCAUGGGUUCCCGGGAUUCUUGGAGAUUACAAAUAUGAGGUCGAGAUUAGUAUUAAACCAGGAAGUCGAUUCGAGUUGGAUAAGCUUACUUAUUCGCCUCCAAGAAUUGGUCCUACAUUAUGGGAAAUCGGCAUCCCUGAUCGAAGUGCUGCCGAGUUUUACAUACCGGAUCCAUAUCCAACUCUCAUGAACAAACUUGAUAACAAUAAUCACUCGGAUGCCUCGGACAAGUUCAGGCAAUAUGGGAUCUGGGGACGUUAUGGAGAGUUAUACCCUGACCAUGAUCUGGUCUACACUGUUGGUGUUAGCGAUUAUCGUCAUGAUUGGUUUUAUGCUCAUGUGACUAGGAAUACAGGAAACGUCUUGGUCGGAACCACAUGGCAGAUUCAAUUUAAGCUUACUAAUAUGACAGCUCCCGGAGAUUAUAAGCUCCGAUUGGCAUUGGCCUCCGCCAACUAUGCAGAGUUGGAGGUUCGAUUUAACAAAGAAAGCAAGGCACCUCUUUUCUCUACAGGGCGGAUAGGAGAGGACAAUGCUAUAGCAAGACAUGGAAUUCAUGGUUUAUAUUGGUUGUUCGAUGUUAAUGUACCAAGGUCUCAACUGCAUGAAGGAAACAACACACUCUAUCUUACUCAGACAAGAGGCGGAAAUAUGUUCGUAGGAGUCAUGUAUGACUAUAUCAGACUAGAAGGACCUCCAUUGCGAUGAGAAGUUGAAGCUCCAUAAUUGUAGUGUUUUUAUUUCUAUAAAAAUUUAUUAUCAAUAUAAAUUUUGGAUAUCCA
Messenger RNA from Rosa chinensis, 2449 nucleotides. Its product is annotated as probable rhamnogalacturonate lyase B. The coding region runs from base 339 to 2375 and encodes 678 amino acids. The transcript has 2 exons. Gene Ontology annotation, molecular function: carbohydrate binding; catalytic activity. Gene Ontology annotation, biological process: carbohydrate metabolic process. NCBI's taxonomy places the organism in Eukaryota, Viridiplantae, Streptophyta, Magnoliopsida, Rosales, Rosaceae. The record is from RefSeq and is a predicted model, not a curated record.